Messenger RNA from Haliaeetus leucocephalus (bald eagle), 1067 nucleotides. It is a transcript of the gene P2RY6, whose product is annotated as pyrimidinergic receptor P2Y, G-protein coupled, 6. The transcript has a single exon. Lineage: Eukaryota; Metazoa; Chordata; Aves; Accipitriformes; Accipitridae. Gene Ontology annotation, cellular component: plasma membrane. The record is from RefSeq and is a predicted model, not a curated record. Gene Ontology annotation, molecular function: G protein-coupled UTP receptor activity; G protein-coupled ADP receptor activity; G protein-coupled UDP receptor activity. Gene Ontology annotation, biological process: phospholipase C-activating G protein-coupled receptor signaling pathway; cellular response to pyrimidine ribonucleotide. Bases 1 to 993 code for a protein of 330 amino acids.
AUGGCCAACUUGACUGCCCUCAUGGGCUCCAGGAGGAACUCGUGCACCUUCCAUGAGGAGUUCAAGCAGGUCCUGCUGCCCCUGGUCUACUCGGUGGUGUUCACAGUGGGGUUGCCCUUGAACGCCGUGGUCAUCGGGCAGAUCUGGGUGGCCCGUAAGGCACUCAGCCGCACCAUGAUCUACAUGCUGAACCUGGCCAUGGCUGACCUGCUCUACGUCUGCUCCCUCCCGCUCCUCAUCUACAACUACACCCAGAAGGAUUAUUGGCCUUUUGGGGACUUCACCUGCAAAUUCAUCCGCUUCCAGUUCUACACCAACCUACACAGCAGCAUCCUCUUCCUCACCUGCAUCAGCGUCCAGCGGUACCUGGGCAUCUGCCACCCCUUGGCCUCGUGGCACAAGAAGAAGGGGAAAAAGCUGACGUGGCUGGUGUGCGCCGUGGUGUGGUUCAUCGUCAUUGCCCAGUGCCUGCCCACCUUCAUCUUUGCUUCUACCGGCACCCAGAGGAACCGUACUGUCUGCUACGACCUGAGCCCACCGGAUCGCUCCGCCGCCUACUUCCCCUACGGCAUCACCCUCACCAUCACCGGCUUCCUGCUGCCCUUCGUGGCGAUCCUCGCCUGCUACUGCAGGAUGGCCCGGAUCCUGUGCCAGAAGGAUGAGCUGAUCGGCUUGGCGGUGCACAAGAGGAAGGACAAAGCCGUGCGUAUGAUCAUCAUCGUGGUCAUCGUCUUCUCCAUCAGUUUCUUCCCCUUCCACCUCACCAAGACCAUCUACCUGAUUGUCCGUUCCUCACCCAGCCUGCCCUGCCCGGCUCUACAGGCGUUCGCCAUCGCCUAUAAAUGCACACGUCCCUUUGCCAGCAUGAACAGCGUCCUUGACCCCAUCCUCUUCUACUUCACCCAACGCAAGUUUCGCGAGAGCACCCGUUACCUCCUCGACAAGAUGAGCUCCAAGUGGCGGCAUGACCAUUGCAUUACCUAUGGCUCCUAGGUGAGGACAAGGGCCACCUUGGUGUCACCGGGACUGGGCAUGGAGCAAUUUUGGCUUUAAGGUCCAUGGAGGAG